Messenger RNA from Gaeumannomyces tritici R3-111a-1, 7988 nucleotides. Its product is annotated as general alpha-glucoside permease. Gene Ontology annotation, cellular component: membrane. Gene Ontology annotation, molecular function: carbohydrate:proton symporter activity. Gene Ontology annotation, biological process: carbohydrate transport; transmembrane transport. The record is from RefSeq and is a predicted model, not a curated record. Bases 5005 to 6660 code for a protein of 551 amino acids. The transcript is spliced from 2 exons. NCBI's taxonomy places the organism in Eukaryota, Fungi, Ascomycota, Sordariomycetes, Magnaporthales, Magnaporthaceae.
GGUUGAGAAGAUUUGUUCCGAGAUUGGAACGGCUUUUUACGAUUACAUACCUUAUGGAUGUGGGUCGGCUUUGGGCAGCGAUGGGGACACUAGCGAUUACAAUAGUUUAGCGGUCUUCAUUUUUCAAACAAGAAAUUAUCUCAUUCUACAUGGUCCCGUUCCAUCUCAAAGCUCAUCCUUGGCCACACGAUCCAGCGUCUUGGCUUUGAACCCCUGCUGUCCCUCCGCGAUGCGCCGCAGCCGCAGCACAGCCGCCGCGUGCCUCUUGACGGGCACCGACAGCACGCCGCCUGCCUCGACGACCCCGACCCUCUCCCCAAACAGGCGCGGGUCCUCCUCGCGCAGCCCGACCUCGUACGGCUUCUCGGUGGCGUUGUACCAGUUCGCACCCGCCAGCACCGCCGCGCCCUCGUCGGCCGAGGUCGCCGCCAGCACCCGCGCCGCCGUCUCGUCGGGCAUGCGGUGCGCCCACAGGUCGUGCACGGCCCAGUCGAAGCCCACGUGCGGCGCCGACCCUCCCGGCCCGUAGGCCGUGAAGAUCUCGGACAGCGGCACCGACAUGGCCUCGAGGUCCUCGGCGCCGGCGUUGAGCAGCACCACGGCCUGGUCGCCGUUGGCGAGGUGGCCCGCCCACACGUGCGUCUCGCCCACGCCGUAGACGUCCUUGGCCACGCCGUCGGUCGCGCGGCUCACGCGCGUCAGCGACCGGCCGUGCGGGUCCUGGCUCAGCGCGAUGAUGGCCGGGUUGUUGACGAUGGAGAGCGCGCGCGGCGACAUUUCGCGCACGUCGUUGCCCAGGAACAGCGGGCUCUUGAGCGCGGCCCAGAGCGCAAAGUGCGCCUUGUACUCGUCGUCCGUCAUGCCGCCCUGGCCCACCUCGAGCAUGUCGAGGUCGCUCCAGCCGCCCGGGAUGCUGCGGUCUGCAAAGGCGGCCACCUUGUUGAGGAUGAAGAGCACGCUGCAGUGCGUCCCGGGCGCGAUGCAGGACGGGUCCGACAGCCGGUUCUCGUCGCAGCCGCAGAGGUCGUCGGGCCGCGUGAAGGAGUCGUAGAUGUCGCCCGUGACGCGCCACGAGUUGGCGAUGGACAUGCCCCACGUGUGCACCAGGUCCUCGCCCCAGUUGCACAGGUUGAGCAGCACGUUGCGCCCCGUCGCCCGCAGCGCGUCCGACAUGACCUUGAACCGGUUGAACGAGAUCUGCGGCGUCCCGAUCCGGCCCAUGUGGUAGCAGCUGUCGUACUUGAGCAUGUCGACGCCCCACGCGGCAAAGCUCUGCGCGUCGUCCUUUUCGUGGUCGAGCGAGCCCUCUGUCGGACCUUUGCGUCAGCGCCCUUGUACCCUCCCUCCCCCUUGUCUCUUCUUGACGUUGGGUCUCGCUCGUCUCCCGCCGCAUCUACUUACCAAAUCUGGCACACGUCAUCUCUCCCGCGCUCGAGUACAUGCCGUACUUGAAGCCCAUGGCAUGUAGAUCGUCCGAGAUGGCCUUGAGGCCGCGCGGGAACUUUGUCGCCUCGGGCUGCAGCUUCCCGUGCUCGUCGCGGCCCUUGGGGUCCUGCCAGCAGUCGUCCAACACCACGUAGUUGUAGCCCAGGUCGCGCAGCCCGAGACUGACAAGCUUUUCAGCCGUUGACAGCAGCAGGUGCUCCGAGACGUCACAGCCAAACGCAUUCCAGUUAUUCUUUACCGGUACGUGAACAGUCAGCCCUCAUGCUCCAUUACAAAAAAAANAAAAAAACCGAACAAAACAUGCAGACAAGGACCAAAGGGAAACAAUGGCUUCAUACCCAUCCCAUCGGCGGCGUCAAGGCGAGUCCAUUGUUGAUGGCCCCAGCGCAUUGGGCUAGGAGCAGGAAAAGCGCUCCGGCCGCGGCCGGGGAAGCAGAUCUUGGUGCUAUCAUUGUGAUUUGGGAUGCUGGCAGACAAUUGCUUGCACCGUGAAGGAUAGAUAGGGUCCUACGAAGUCUUAAGUAGUGGUGUCUGUCAUCAGAGCCGGACAGUAAAUCCGGAUUUCCACGGCGCGAGCCGGUCAAGUACCGGAUGCAUGCCCGUCAAUGUCGGUGAGAAGGGGCGAGGCAGCGGCCGGCAGGGAUGAUCUCUACACUGACUAAAUUUCUAUGAAUAAGUGAUAUCUACUGUGUAUGCUCGUGCGGAAAAGUGGGUGGAGAUGGAGGGGGCUCCUGGGCUCAGUGUUUUCCGCCGCUACUGGUGUCCGGAUGACCCAGGAUGUGCCGCCGAGGGCCGAAGCAGCCCACCCGGCUCCGCAAACUGGCCCACACCACCGCCAGGGCCGUCCUCCCGCCUUCACUUGGAAAGGGACCAGAGAGCCUCGUAGUCCGGGUCCAUCUCGCGCGGCUCGUCCUCCAUAUGAUCCGCGAACUCAACCAGAAAGCGCAGCAGCCACUGGUCGAGGACAAAGGCGCUGCUGCUGCCGGGGCUGCUGCCGCCGACGCCAUCCCCGCUGCGAAGCAGACAGGUCUGGUGGAAAGCCCGCAGCCGGCUCAUGGCCCCGUCGACAGCGGGCCAGAAUGGCUUGAGGUCCAGUAGGAUAAUCUGGAAGUUGUGCUCCAGCCGAGCGCGCGCCUCGCGGAUGGGUCGCUCGCUGGCGGCAAAAAGCAGUGUGUGGAUCUGCACCGUAGACGCGAUGACAAGAACGUGCGCUACCAUCGGAUACCGCACGUCGGCGCCUGCAGUAGCCGCACAGCGGUAGAUCAACUCACAAAGACGUGCGGCGUGGUCCUUGCAGCGCUCGGCGUAGACGACGUGCGCCGGCAAGCGGCCGUUGCCGCCGCCGCUGCUGCUGCUGACAUCAUCGGCACUGCCACCGAGGAACUGGAAGUAGAGCAGCUGGCUAAAGUAGUAAUAGCCGAGGUAGACGGCAGCGAACAUGCGACCCAGCCCGCGGGCGGCAAACCAAGCCAGGUUCUCGGGUGUGUCGCGCAUGCUUGGUGGGAGACUGACAAGCCAAUGCUCCAACUCCAGCGAAAGCUUCUGCACGCCACUGUCGAGCGCCGGGCCGGCCAGGUGGGCGGCAACGCACGUCUUGUUGAAGUCUAUGAUGUUGGCGAGCACCCGGUUCAACUUUACCAUCUGUGUGAAAAGCGGAGACUCGAGCAGUGUCGUCCGGCCGCUGGGUGACAUCUCAUCAAUGCCUCCCAAGUCCAGGAACGGAAUCUCAUCCAUAGGGACGGCGGCAGCGUCGAGAUGCGGAGCUGCUGGCAUAAUCCGAGGAAGCUUAACAGCCGUCGAGGACCAAACAUCAAUCAUGCACAGACUCCACCAGGCUGUGUUUGUUUCUUGGGUGUCAGCGGAUCGAUGCGCAGGGAUAAACCGGGGCCAUGGGAUAUACGGACCUCGUAUGUUUGUUUCUCUUUCAACAAGACUGGAGGCUGUGCGGUCCAUGAGAUUCAUGGUGCAGGCCAUGCGCCCAGCGAGGGUGUAGUAGACAUUCUCAGCCUCAAUCUCCCCCUGUCCAGCGGCAUAUGCCCCAAGAAGGACGCAAACUUGGACCGUCAGCACCGAGAUAUGGCGAACCCGUAGCUGCGCCUCGCAGGCGACACGGAAUCUUUCUCCUCUGUCGCAAGGGGCCGUGUCGGCGAGGUGGCCAUGGUUUGAGAACCUGCAUGGCAGUGAUUGAGAAUCCCUCGUUAGCUUUACCGUAUAUAUGGUGGACUUGGCAAGGAUCAAGAGACGUACCUUGCAGCAAGCGAGAAGAUAGCUAGCAACAAGAUGCCUGGGACCUGGUUUUUGGUAACGUCGUCCUCAAAGCUAGGGCGAUGGAACAUGGAAUGGAACUGGUCGUGGAUGUAGUCAAAAUAGCAGCCGACCAGGUCCAGCCUCAGGGCCAUGGGCAGCGACUCGAUGUUGACGGUGGCAUUUUGGCUAGCGACAUCUGCCUGUACCGUGGCAGCUCGUUCCGAGGACGGACCGGGCACUGGGUGUGCGAUUUGUGCUUGGCUGGAACGUGCUGGGAGCUGGGCGUCUAUGCUGCCCGAGACCUGGAGCCGGAGCUGGCGGCGGUGGUACCAACCCCCAUCGGGCGGCUUUUGGAUGCAGUGUAAGCCGUACAGUGUACAGUAUUCGCAGGAUGGGCUCUGGCUGUCGGUCGCGGGCCAGAUGCAGCGGCGUCGACGGGCUCUGGAGGAGGGCGAGGCGAGAUGAGGUCAGCCAGGGGAGAGAUGGCACAAGGAUCAGAAGUGUCAGUCAAGGUCCGGAACAUACCGACAGACACCACAGGCAGAUGGUUUCCGCAUCAAAAGGCGGGUGGAGAGUGCGGAGGACGCAGAGCUAGGGCGAGUCGCCUAUCCGGGUGUCCGGCAAGCAGCGCUAGGCGAACGUCACACGGUAAACGGCCGGGAAGCUGGCGGGAAACUGGCAUUAUAGGAAUUAGUUCAGAGACGACGGCAGGCGGAAAGCACGUGCAAGGGAUAUUGGGGUGCAUUCAAUGUUAUUGUAAUGUCUGUGCUGAGUUGCGAACCGUCAUGUGGACCCGACGCUUGGCAUGAUCAACACUAGUGGCGGAAAACUCUGCGGAAAGCUGAGUGGGGCUUCGGUCAAGCAAUUCGAGGAGCAGGGAUGGUGCAGAAAGGUGAGGGGCUGGCCAAAUUGGCCAUCACCCUCACCGCGGCCUGGCUCGAUUUUUGCCUCUUGGCCCGCCCUCGUGGUCCCCUCGUGGUCUGGUGUAUCGUUCCCCCAGAGUCCAACUCCCCACGGGGCUUCCCGCCACACCGGUCACCGCCCUCCAAGGGCCUCGAAAAUUCCCCGCAGAUGCAGAGGCCGACAGCCAACGAACCGAGAUGACGCCGCCUUUCCCACGGGGAGGCCGUUGCUGAGCAGAAAAAAUAUCUGCCUCCCCGCUCUUACUCUCCGCCCAGACACCCUCACCCUUGCCGUUGCAUAUGCCGGGAACAGGGGCCUUGGGUAGGAGAUGGGCGCAUUCAAGAAUGCAAGGCACCUGGGCAGGUGUAAGGGGAGCUAUGUAGGAUCCAGGCCAUCGCCGACUCCGCCAUGUCCGCCCCCGACCACCCCAAAGCCGCCGGCGAUGGCGCCGAGCCCACGACUGAGAAGUUCACGUCCAUAGGCCUCGGCGGCAACCAUGUCGCCGACGAGACUAACGCGGCGCUGGCCAACGAGCGCAACAUGACCAUUGGGCAGACGCUGCGCUACUGGCGCAAGGCCGUGCUCUUCUCCUUUUUCCUCUCGCUCUGCAUCAUCAUGGAGAGCUACGACACGUCACUCAUGAACAACUUCUUCCCCUUCCCGGCCUUCCAGGAGCGCUUCGGCGACGAGCCCAACCCCAACGGCGGCAAGGUCGUCUCGGCUCGCUGGCAGACCAUCAUCCUCAACGGCACCCAGGUUGGCUGCAUCAUCGGCCUGAUCCUCAACGGCUACAUCACCGAGUGGCUCGGCUACAAGAAGACUAUGCUGGUGUCCAUGACCGCCAUGAUCGGCGCAAUCUUCAUCCCCUUCUUCUCCACCGGCCUGCCCAUGUUUCUGGCUGGUGGCCUAGUCCAGGGCAUCCCCUGGGGCAUCUUCCAGACCCUCGCCGUCUCGUACGCCGCCGACCUGUGUCCCACCCACAUACGCUCCUACAUGACCUCGUGGAUCAACCUGUGCUGGGUUACGGGCGGCCUUCUCUCCACCGGCAUCCUGCGCGGCCUUCUUGGCAUUCCCGGUGAGCUGGGCUACAAGGUCCCCUUUGCCGUCCAGUGGGUUUGGCCUGUGCCCAUAAUGGUGGUCACGCUGCUCUGCCCCGAGUCGCCGUGGUGGCUUGUCCGCCAAGGCCGCGUCGACGAGGCCCGCGACGCCGUGCGCAAGCUCAUCACUCCUCAGGACGAUGUCCAGUUCGACCUUGACGCCCAUAUCGACAUGAUGGUGACGACGGACAACUACGAGAAGAAGAUCAACGCCGGGACCAACUACCAUGAUCUCUUCAAGGGCGCCGACCUCCGCCGCACUGAGAUCGCCCUCAUGGUGUUUAUCACCCAGGCCCUUUGCGGCGUGCCUUUCAUGGGAUACGCCGUGCAGUUCAUGACCAACGGCGGUCUGCCCACCGAGGCUGCCUACAAUGUCAACGUGAUCCUUAGCUGCGCCCAGUGGCUCGCCUGCGUCGCUGCUUGGUUCAUCAUGACUAGCCUCGGCCGUCGCUUCCUGUAUGUCUGGGGCUUGUUGGUCAUGGUCGUUAUCCUGAUGAUUGUCGGCUUCGUCGGGCUCGCCCCGGGUGCCGGUACCACGCAGAACCAGGAGGCUGCGCGUGCCGUCGCCGCCCUCAUCGUGCUCAUGCUGGUCUGCUUCCAGCUGAGUCUGGGCCCCAUCUGCUACACCAUCGUGGCCGAGAUUCCGUCGACGCGUAACCGCAUUAAGACGGUCGCUCUGGCCCGCGCCAGCUACAACGCCGCCGUCUUCAUCAACAACGCACUCAUGCCGCAGAUGGUUGGCGUCAACGCCUGGAACUGGGGCCCCAAGGCUGGCUUCUUCUGGGCCGGCGUCGCCUUUGUCUUCUUCCUUUGGACCUACUUCCGCCUGCCCGAGUGCAAGGGCUUGACAUAUGCCGAGCUCGAUCUUCUGUUUGAGCACCGUGUGCGAACCCGCGAAUUCUCACAAGCGCGCGCUGACGAACUCAAGCCUGCCCUGGCCGACGCUGCCGCGCAGAGUGAGAAGUGAUGAAGCCGUGAUUAGACGCGUUUUAGUUAUCGGCUUCGAUAGUUUGUUCUCAUCGUGCCUCAUGGUUACGACCAAUACAAAAUUCUCUUGUCACGCCUUUCUCGUCUCCUCUUGCCAUUUCCUAUCUCCAUCCCAGACUCCCUCUCUAAACACACUGAGAGUACCACUGGUUGGUCGCCGUGCAGGUCCCUGAGGAACAACAUGUCGGCCCAGUCCAUCCCUGGCCUCCACACUGGGCGUACAUAGCAGUGCACUGAGGGUUAACGGCCAAAGCCGUUCAGUAUGGCGUUGUAGGCUGGCUUCUUGUUGUACGAAGAGUCCCAGAUCAGGGCGUUGCCGCCGCUGAUCCAGCUGUGCGCGUCGGUGAAGCCCCAAGCGGUGAUGCCUACGCAGCGGCUGACCUGCAUGCAAGCCUGGACGACGUAGCCGUAGUCGGUUGCCUGCUGCGCGAACUGGCUCGAUCCACUGCGGGCGGCAAUGUCCUUUUUUUUUGGUCACUACAGUCAGCCAGCCUUUCAUCUCGUUCACUCUCGACAUGUACAUCUGACACGGCCUCCCAAAACUCACAAGCUCCGUGUAGGCGACGUCGACGCCCAGGGCCGUAAAGGCGUUGAGGUUCUGCACCAGGGUGCUGACGGGGCCGACCUGGCCGACGCUCAUGUGGCCCUGCAGGCCCAUGCCGUCGAUGGGGGCGCCGGCGGCCUUGACCAUCUUGAUGAGGUUCUGGGCGCCCGUGGCCUUGCGGCCGGGCUUGUCGCAGUUGUAGUCGUUGUAGUACAGCUUGGCGGCCGGGUCGGCGGCGCGGGCGGCCUUGAAGGCGAGCGGGAUGAACUCGGUGGCGCCGAUGGUCCUGCCCCAGAUGGAGUCGCCGGUGCGGUACGAGCCGUCCUCGUUGAGGGCCUCGUUGACCACGUCCCAGGCGUAGCACGAGCCCUUGAAGUGGCCCACGACGUUCUUGAUGUGCGUCUCCAUGAUGCUGAUGAGCGUCGCCUUGUUGAAGCCGCCGUUGCGGACCCAACCGGGCACCUGGGCGUGCCAGACGAGGGCGUGGCAGCGCAUGUGGGCGCCGAUGGCCUUGGCGGCCGUCACGAUGCGGUCGGCGUUGCCGUAGUUGAAGUUGCCGCGCGACGGCUCGAGCGCGUCAAACUUCAUCUCGUUCUCGGCCGUGUAGGAGCCAAAGUCCUCGCCGUUCUUGACGACGGCGCUGGCGCGCCCGUCGUUGAGCACCCCCGGGUUCACGCACGUGCCCCAGUACCGCCCCUUGGCCUUGGCCCGCGCGUUGAGCCCGUCGGCCGCCACGAGGGAUGACGCGCCCAGCGCCGCCGUGA